Nematolebias whitei (Rio pearlfish) is the source of this 3139-nucleotide messenger RNA. RefSeq names its product slingshot protein phosphatase 1a (gene ssh1a). The record is from RefSeq and is a predicted model, not a curated record. Lineage: Eukaryota; Metazoa; Chordata; Actinopteri; Cyprinodontiformes; Rivulidae. Gene Ontology annotation, cellular component: cytoplasm. The transcript has 16 exons. Gene Ontology annotation, biological process: actin cytoskeleton organization; protein dephosphorylation; negative regulation of actin filament polymerization. Bases 53 to 3139 code for a protein of 1028 amino acids. Gene Ontology annotation, molecular function: actin binding; protein tyrosine/serine/threonine phosphatase activity.
ACAGCGGCCGGUGUUCGGUGCAGCAUCCCCGGCUCCCCAGCUUCUUCCAGCCAUGGCGUUGGUAACCCUGCAGCGGUCCCCGACCCCGAGUGCUGCUUCCACAGCCAGCACGGCAACCACGACGGCGGGGGAGGAUUUUGGGAGUGAAGAUGAACGGCGGAUAAAUCAGAGCCUGAGUGAGAGUUUCUUUAUGGUGAAGGGUGCUGCCCUCUUCUUGCAGCAGGGAAGCAGUCAACAGGGCCCAAAAGCACAUCCUCCUCACAAACAUGCAGGUGACUUACCUCAACACCUGCAGGUGAUGAUAAACAUUCUCCGCUCGGAAGACAGAAUCAAACUGGCGGUACGUCUGGAAAGUGGAUGGUCGGAUCGUGUGCGGUACAUGGUCGUGGUGUAUACCAGCGGGCGACAGGAUACGGAGGAGAAUAUUCUUUUAGGAAUUGACUUCACCAACAAAGACUGUAAAAGCUGUUCAAUCGGCAUGGUGCUACCUCUGUGGAGCGAUACAAAGAUACAUCUGGAUGGAGACGGGGGUUUUACGGUGAACACAGCAGGUCGGACUCAUGUCUUCAAGCCCGUGUCGGUGCAGGCAAUGUGGUCAGCCUUGCAGGUGCUGCACAAAGCUUGUGAGGUGUCACGAAGGUUUAACUACUUCCCUGGAGGAAUGGCCCUUACCUGGGUAGGCUACUAUGAGAGCUGCAUCACUUCAGAUCAGAGCUGCAUCAACGAGUGGAACGCCAUGAAAGACUUGGAGACCACACGACCUGACUCACCCACCAUGUUUGUCGACAAGCCUUCAGAAAGAGAAAGGACAGAGUGCCUUAUUAAAACCAAACUCCGAAGCAUCAUGACAUCCCAAGAUCUUGAGAAUGUCACCUGCAAACAGAUCCGCACAGAGCUGGAGCAGCACAUGAACUGCAACCUGAAGGAGUACAAAGAGUUCAUUGACAAUGAGAUGCUGCUGAUCCUUGGCCAGAUGGACAAAGCCACUCUCAUUUUUGACUAUGUCUACCUGGGAUCUGAAUGGAAUGCAUCUAAUUUGGAGGAGCUUAAAGAGACAGGGGUGGGCUACAUCCUUAAUGUUACCAGGGAAAUAGACAACUUCUUUCCAGGGACUUUCUGUUAUCACAAUGUCCGCGUGUACGACGAAGAGGCCACCGACCUGCUGGCACACUGGAACGAUACGUACAACUUCAUCGUGAAAGCAAAAAAAAACAACUCAAAAUGUCUUGUUCACUGCAAAAUGGGCGUCAGUCGGUCUGCCUCCACUGUCAUCGCUUAUGCCAUGAAGGAGUACGGCUGGUCGUUGGAGAAAGCUUAUAACUUUGUGAAGCAGAAGAGGAACAUCACUCGUCCCAACUCUGGUUUUAUGAGACAGCUGGCAGAGUAUGAGGGCAUUUUAGAUGCCAGCAAACAGCGGCACAACAAGCUGUGGCAUCCAGACGCAGACUGUGAGAUGACGGAGGAAGGAGAUCAUCUGACUCUGGAGCCAGGAAUGUCUCCCUGUUCUGAGGAGGUGCUAUCUAAUAAAGGAGCAGCAUGCCCUUCCACAUGCAGGACUGUUGCUCUGGACGUUGACCCAGCCUACAACAACUACUAUUUCCGCCGACUCUCUGACUCAGCUCUGGACAGUGAACCAUCAACACCAGUGCGUGGUCCACCCCUUAUCGGCAUGGAAAAGGUCUUCAUAGAAAUUGAAGAUGUGGAACGAGAUGCUCUGCUGGAUGAUGAGGCCUUUGAUGGACGAGAAGGCCUUCCCUUACCCCACUUUGGGCUCACAGCAGAGGGGACCGCUGCACAGACCUGCAGGCGAGGCCCUGAGCCCCUGGAGGAGCUGCGUCUCAGGCUGGAGUUCAGCACCGUGGAGGAGGAGGAUGAGGAGGAUGUACAAAAGGAGGAAGCAGAGAUGGAAGUUCUAAUGCAGCCAGAUGAUGGAGGAGGUGGUGAUGAAACACAGGAUGUGGAAGUAGAGGGGGAUGCAGAAGGUAUUGGGAUGGAUCUGGCAACCCUUAAUGAAAAUUACAACAACAACAACCAUUCGAGCACUCUACAUAACAAAUAUGUAAGUUUAGGAGACACAGAACUUGCUUCCUCCAUCCUUCCAAGAGAUGCUUCUGUGCAGUUUAAGUGUGAUCAGAGAGAUGAUUCUUCAGACCCAGCUCUUUGCCUUAAUCCCUGCUCUCCUCCUUUAUUCCAAAGUGCUUCAUUCCUACAAUUUCAUACUUGUGCUGAAGGUCUGCCGUGCCCUCGUGGCCCUUUGUAUGAAAGUGCCAACUGUGCUGCCUGCCUACCCACUGCUUCACAUGAAAAACAGCCAGGAGACUCGUUGCAGAUAGUUCAGUCUGUGGACAAUGGUGAUUACUUAAAAGGUAACUCUGAGCUUGAUGAUAGUCAGUCUGCAGCUGCCUCAGAGCUUCUUCCUGAGCUGAUGAGAGCAGAUUUGGAGGAAGCGACACCUGCAGUGGCAUGUUACAUUGGCCAACAACAGGAGAGUCUUUCACAGCUGCAUCGUUCUGGGCUGGUCCGACGUCGUGCAGAAAGGCUAGAGAGACUUUCAGGGUUAUCUCAGCAAAGCUUGCAGUCUCUGAAGCCUUUUCAUGCAUGCCAAAGGUCCAAGAAGGGUUCCUCUCAUAACGAUGAGGAGUUCUCCAGCUUUCCAGGUGGUUUCACAAAAUCUUCAACACCAUGCCAAGUGCGGUUAGAACCUCUGAUGGUGCCACUGACCAAUGAAGCCUUGUUGGGGGUGGUGGGGUCUGGGCUGCUCACUCCUACCUCCUCACCUCAUGGCUCCACCCUGACACGCAGCUCCAGCAGCGACAGCCUGCGCAGCUUCAGGGGGAAACCUGGCCUCGUGCGUCAGAGGGCGCAGGAAAUUGAGACCCGCAUGCGACUCGCGGGCCUCACGGUGCCCUCAAAACUUAAGAGGUCCAACUCACUGGCCAAGUUGGGCUGCCUUGACUUCUCCUCCGAGGACCUGUGUUCAGUCUGCUCUUCGGAUGCGGAGACACUGCUGCUCCUUUCUCUGUCACCAGAAAUAGAUUCGGGCAUGGAGUGGGACUCUCCCACCACCUCAAUGUUGUACCGACCCGGCAAUAACCUGCACACUCCAGAGCAAGCCCUUCCAGGUGAGCCCAGAAGCUGA